Psilocybe cubensis is the source of this 1143-nucleotide messenger RNA. RefSeq lists its product as uncharacterized. Bases 1 to 1143 code for a protein of 380 amino acids. The transcript is spliced from 4 exons. Lineage: Eukaryota; Fungi; Basidiomycota; Agaricomycetes; Agaricales; Agrocybaceae. The record is from RefSeq and is a predicted model, not a curated record.
AUGCACGAUACUUAUCCUUCGACGAUGGGUACCUCACCCACUCAUUCUGCUCAUUCGGACAACGUCUCUAUCGGACAGAGGGCACCUUGCCUGGCACAGUUCAUCAACCUCGCGAGCGGGGCAAACCUCAAAGUCGGGCAGGGUCUCCACUCUUGCACGGGCGCGGUCGAGCUAGCGCCGUCCUUUGAGCUCGACGGGCGGUCCGUUAGUCUCAUUGACACCCCCGGGUUUGAUGAUACCACCAAGAGUGACGCGGACGUUCUGCGUAUGAUCGCCAUGUUUCUCGCUGAAACGUACGAACACGGCAAGCGCCUCGCGGGUGUGAUCUACAUCCACCGCAUCUCAGAUUUCCGUAUGACCGGCAUCUCAUCAAGGAACUUUAAAAUGUUCCGUGAGCUCUGCGGCGAGAGCACGCUCCGCAACGUCGUCAUCCUCACCAACAUGUGGGGCGAAGUCAAACCGGAGGUAGGCGAGGCGCGCGCGCACGAGCUCGCUACGCAGGACAUCUUUUUCAAGCCUGUCAUAGCAAAAGGCGCGCAGUUCCUCCGGCACGAUAAUACGCGCGCUGCGGCGUUGAGUGUUAUUAGGCGUAUACUUCAGAACCACCCGAUGGCGCUGCAGAUCCAGCGUGAGCUGGUUGAUGAGGGAAAGGAUAUGGCGCAGACGGCCGCUGGAGCGCAGUUGAAUAAGGAGAUGAUGGAGCAGAUCGAGAAGCACCGUAAGGAGAUCACGGCUGUUAGAGAAGAAAUGAAAGAGGCGAUACGCGUUAAAGACGAGGAGGCAAGACGAGAGCUCGAGGCAGAGGCGAACAAGCUCCAAGCGGAGAUGAUGCGCGUGCAGAAUGAAUCUCAAAAGUUGGCCACCGACUACCGCAAAGAAAAAGAGAGGCUUGAAAAUCGAAUGCAAGAGAUGUCAGAAGCAUCACGUAGGGAACAAGAAAAAGCGAAUGCCGAGUACAAUCAACAACUUUCUGGGAUUAGAGAUCAGCUUUCGCAGACUUCUGCUAAUGCAGACCAGCAGAGAGCUGAGCUUGAAAAACAAAUUGAUAAUCUGCGUAUUGGUCAUCGUGGAGGAGGAGAAGGAGGAGGAGGAUUUUUUACCCCUAUUGGCCGUGCUUUAGAUGGCUUUUUCAGAAUUUAUUAG